Molecule: messenger RNA, 897 nt
Organism: Symbiodinium necroappetens
Lineage: Eukaryota; Dinophyceae; Suessiales; Symbiodiniaceae
Source: the annotation of a GenBank genome assembly
GAAUGCGCAUCUAGACGUCUGAAUCACGUUACCAGUGACGACAAAGCCUUCAUGACCUUUUGGCAUGAUGGCUGGCUUCAGAAUCUCCUUCGGACCUCCGGUGGAGCUGAAUUUGAAUUGGCGUUGCUUCGACGGGAAUGUGACAGUUUGAGAAAAGCCCUUGAUGAUUCUACUCGAAGGGAGCAAGGCCUGGCGGCCCAACUCCGAGCUCACCGUGUUCUCCAGGAACAGGCAGCUGACGGUCGUGUGGUACCGUUGGCUAUUCUAGAUGCCGCGCCCUCGGCGCGAGGUGGAGAGGCACAUACCGCACUCCACCCGGACUCUAGCUUCUUAGGUCCGCUGCUGCAACUGAUCAGCGACGCCGCAUGUGUCGAGAUUUUGCUCACCGCGUUCACCUAUGACGAUCCGGAGCUCACAUCUGCUGCUACCGCAGCCAAGCUGCGAGGAGCCUCUGUUCGAUUGCUUAUCGAUCUGCAGAAGGCCCAUGCAUGUAAGGAAUCGGGAAAGAUUUUGCUGCAGCUCCUGGAUUCACAGGUCGAAGUUCGCACCACGUGCGGAAGAUCCCUUUCGGAAGUUUAUGGAGGUAGCUUUAGAGGUUUCAAGGGAGCGCUCCAUGCCAAAACCGCUCUUAUCCGAAGCCGUGCUUCGGGAGGCGGAGAUGAUGGAGUGGCUUUAUUCAUAGGUUCCCAUAACCUCACUAAAGCCUCCCGUGCCAAUCGCGAGUUCGUGACCGAGUUACGACUCGCCGCGAGCGAUACUCGCGUUGCUACAUACCGGGCGUGGUAUGAGAGCAUGUGGAGCGCGUCCGAAGGGAUCCAAGUAGAGGCUGGCGCCGCGCCACGCCGCCGCGUGCGAGGCAAAAACGCCCUGCCGAACGCGUCUGCCGCUGCCGACUGA